This is a messenger RNA of Chilo suppressalis (striped riceborer), 3562 nucleotides long. NCBI's taxonomy places the organism in Eukaryota, Metazoa, Arthropoda, Insecta, Lepidoptera, Crambidae. The record is from the annotation of a GenBank genome assembly.
UAAAAUGGUAGACAACAUUUUGUUAAACUGUCAUAGUUCAUGUUAGGAAGGCGUGAAACCAGCGCCUUUCGCUAUCUGGCGAAUGCACCAACCUCCAUGUUACCGCGACCAUAUGGACGUGUCGUCCAGCACUUUCUGGACUGUAAGGCAGAGUCACUUCUUAGCCAGCGGAGCCCAGAAAGUGCUGGAGAAGACCUGAGUACCUCUCUUUUUGCAGAAGUUUGUGUCAUCAUCAUAAAUAAGCUACUACUUAAUGAAAGAAUUUUCCAUAUCAGAGUAUCUUCACAAAAAAAGUAUCAUAUAUAUUUUUUAUUUUUUAUAAGAGGUAAGGCAUAUUGUUUUGUUUUUGUUUUACAGAAUUCAUGCUGCCUAGCCGAAAUAGCACACGAAAGAGUUCAAAAGAGGAUUAAAGUUCACAGAGUUUAUCCUAAGAGACACAACUGCAACUACUUACCAGCAUGAAAUCCCAAAUCAGUUACAGCAUAAAAUCCCAAACCAGUUACAGCAUAAAAUCCCAAACGAGCUCUAAAACAGUUACCAUCUGCUCUGAUCCUGCUGCACCAGAUUCACUGAAUAACAUCUCGCAAUGCUCUUGCGCCAAAUGUGACUCGUAUAGCUGCUUCGCCUUCAGAAACAGAACUCCCUGCAGUUGUAACCGGUAUUGUAGCUUAAUCGGAAGCAAAGCAUCGUCAAAAAUAUCCAAGAAUGGUGUUCGUAUUGUAGAAAGCGUUACAAAAGAACAUGUCAAAAAGGAAAUAACUUAUGAUAACAUUAAAGAUAACAUGGAAAAAGAGUCUACCAUAUCCAAUAUCUAUCCUCGUCAAGACUCCUCCUUUGACACAGCAAAGUUGAGUGCUCAAGUUAUGAACGUACCGUAUAACGAUUUCAAACAAUCUAUUGCCCAUAACACGCUUGAGAUGACACGCAAUACCACAAAUUUGACUAAACUAGACAUUUUCAAAAGGAUUAAAGAGGCCUACCAAGCAUGCAGUUGCAAGGUAUGUGAAUGUAUUAUCGGAAGAACUAAUGAAUGUAGUGAUAUUUGCAAAUGCAAGCCAUGUCAAUGCAAAGAUUGUGUCUCUGUCAUGAAUAAUUUUAAAUAUAAAGGAAAAUGCGUGCGAUAUUCCUGUGACCCUGUUAAGUGUGACAAAAAUGAGUGUAAGGGUUAUGUUGUGAGGAAAACCUGUUCUGUACCACAACAUUGUAAUUGUGAUCCAUGUGAUUGCCUUGAAUGCAAUGAUUUUAUUAAUAAACCCUGCAACUGUAAGCCUUGCGAAUGUAUCGAGUGCAAAACUUAUUCAUUAGCGAAACCGAAAGUGUUAAUAGUAGGUCGUGUUGAAGAAGAUACUCCGCGCAAUUUAUGUUCAUGUUCACCAUGUGAGUGCGCUGAAUGUACCCACAGAGCUUUUCCACUAACACCGAGCUCGAGACGACACGAAAUGUCCACAGAGAUAAGCAUACCUACUAAUUGUAAUUGUGAUAGUUGUCCUAGCCAAACAUGUGAAACAAACGACAGCGGUAGGUGCUCUUGUGAAAUACAGAAACAAGUAAUGAGCAAACCGUUUCAGAGAGAUACUCUUGACUAUGAUAUUCAUAGAGCGUCAAUUAAAAAUAUCAGUAUUGUAGAGAAACCAUAUAAUAACACGAUAGCUAUGUUUGCAGCUUUAGAUGACAAUCCUCAAAAAUUAAAAUUAUUUAAUAAAGAUUGUAACUGUGGCGAUUGCGAAUGUUUGGUGUGUAAUAGCAAGAAUGGAAAUGCUACUGUUAUUCAAAAUUCACGGCUAUAUAAAUCGUCUUUAAAUGAAAGCUCUUGCGAUUGCUUGCCGUGUGAGUGUGAGGUAUGCAAAGCGGCCAAUAUUAGAGGUCCAGUUCGAAUUCCAAAACCAUGUACAUGUGACAUCUGUGAUUGUUUAAAAUGUGAAGGUUUCAUAAAUACGUCUUUAAACAUAAAUAAAGUUACGGGAAACCCCAAAACAUUUCCCACCUGCAAAUGUAAACCUUGUGAAUGUACUGUCUGCCGGCCAAAUUGCACUGAAAAUAACUGCUAUCGUAGUUAUAGCGAAUCUACUAUUAGUUUUGAUCAAGACAAGAUUGUAAGUCAAGACAAAGGAUUAACGGACAUAAAACCUGGGUGUGUCUAUAAUAAAACCAAAACACAUUCAAGACCUGGAAAAAACCUCAAUGACUAUGGCACAGAAGAACCAAGUGCAUCUCACAAUUAUUUUAAUUUAACGCGUCAUGACGAUUCUGGAACAAUAAAAUACAUAAACAAAUUGAACCCUGAGAAAUCACCUACAGCAACUCAAGAAUCACCAACAGCAGCUCAAGAAUGUAAUAAAACUUGUCUUAUGCGUGACAUGUACAAGCAAUGUACUGAAAAAUACAUUCCACAAUUCGACAGAAACAUGUCGGAUACAUAUUCAGAUAUUUCAGAAUAUUGUGUAUUGGAAAACUCACAAUAUAACAAUUUUAGAGAUAAACUAGCGGUUACAGUGCAAAGCAAUGUAACAAAACCUAAAAAACAUAACGAUAUCAUCUCAUCAUAUACAACUAGACGUUUGAUUGGAGGUUCUGUUGACAAAUGCUUGAAUGAUAUUACGAAAAUGAACAUAAACACCACAUCAACUAAAACAAAGAGCAUACUAGAUAACCAAGGAAUGCCAACAGAUAACAGCAAUACUAAAAAUUUACCAAGUGAAUAUACAGAGAAUAACAACAUCACGCUAAGUUCAAAUAACACUAGGAGUCGGUCAAAGAGUGGUAUGGAUAAAUAUAGUGAUAAGGACCUACAAAAUAAACAAAGACAUUUACUCAAUUCCGAGAAAAUUACUGAAAGAGUUGUGGGUUCUCUAAAUCUGGCAAGCAAAACUAAUAAAGCAAAGAUUAACAACUUAAAAGAAAGCUUAAUAAGUGAAUCAGAAACUUAUAAAGAGCCAACUCCCAGCAAUAUAAUUAAACACACAUCAAAAAAUCCAAUAGAUUUUGAGAAAGUAAAGCACAGUUUACAGCAAGCCAAAGAGUUUUCAAUCGAACUCAUAAAACUUUUGAAACAGUAUGAAAAAGCAAAUGAUGAUUAUUAUGAAUAUUCGAACAAAUUUUCCAAAAAGUAUGAUGUACAUUACACUGGCAGAAAGGAAAGUGAAAAAUGUGAUGCACCAUUCAGAACAAAAUUUCACCACAAUAUAAGGACAGUUGAUUCUUAUAGUUCUAACAGUAUUAUAGAAAAAGAUGAAUUACAUAAAUCAAAUCCACUGAAAAACAACAAUUUGGGAUCAAGUACAGGAUAUAAUUUACCAACAACUUCCAACAAGUUGGAAUUAAUAGAUUUCUUACUAAGCGAAGACAAUAAAAAAUAUAUAUGAUACAUCGACGACAAAUUUGAUUCGAAAGAGCAGCAAGAUUACACAUUAGAGUCAUGUAAUAUGAACAACAGUAAGAAUCAAGGGCGUGCCCAACAUCUGCGAAUAGAUAGAGGAAAUAAAAGUCCUUAGUCAAAGAAAAAUAUCGGACCACCAGAUUCUCUUUAAAUGGAAAACACCUCGAAUCAUUACCAAUGUAAAAU